This is a messenger RNA of Salvelinus fontinalis (brook trout), 7086 nucleotides long. RefSeq lists its product as uncharacterized. Bases 269 to 4867 code for a protein of 1532 amino acids. NCBI's taxonomy places the organism in Eukaryota, Metazoa, Chordata, Actinopteri, Salmoniformes, Salmonidae. The record is from RefSeq and is a predicted model, not a curated record. The transcript has 12 exons.
CGACUUGAUUAAUUAAAUGCGGAAUCUGUUUCAUCCAUCAGAAAUCGACCCGUCUGCUUCUUCAGUAAAAUCCCAACCGCUUUGAUUUGAUUUAGAGGGGAAAAAUUAAACAAUGUGACUCCAAUACAUGCGGUAUAAUCAAUGGAAUUUCGGAUAUGCCAAUGCGUUGCGUCACAGAUGGUACAGUAUUCUCACUACAUUAUGAUGCAUAUGUAUUGACAAAUAAUCAUGUUCAGAGGCAUUUUUCUCUUUCCUGUCAUGCUGUGCAAUGGAGAACGACGUUUUUAAAAGCUGUCAGGAGAAGACCUCAAAGCCCCUGUGUCAGAUACCCUCGCAACCAGAGAUGCAAACUCGUCCACUGAAAGGGAAGCCUCCUCAGAUCAUGAUAGAAACAAAGCCGUCAGUGAGCAGCAGAUUGCCUGCCAUGACAAAGCUUCCAGUCCUACCUGGGGUCGCCUUUAAAUUUCAUAGAGCCAGCCUGGGUAAAAAGUUGUAUCAGCCUACAUCUGAUUUCAACCUCAGUGACCCAAACUGUCACAUUAUGAGGCCGACGUACAACAGUUUGCAUGACCCAAACCUCAAUGAAUACUACCAUCGGAAGGAAAUGCAUGAGAAGUUAAAGAAGCGAAACUUCAUCACUAAAGAGGACAACGUUGUAUGCUCAUUAAAGGAGUAUAACACAUACAAACAUUACCUGGAUACGGUCAAGACUGACCAUCAUAAAACGUACAGCAAAAAGUUGAAGGAACAGAUACUGAGAAUGGUUCAGUUGCAAGAGGAAGGCCAUAUACCUAAGGACGUUACCCUGGAAGAUAUGAUAGAGUACUUACUGAAUAAAGGAGCACAGAACCUGAAGCAUCUGCAGUCAACCAUUGGUUCCAGGGACAGGGGACAGAAAUAUGGCCUGCAAACUGCGUUGUAUGACCAAGAGAGAGAGUUUAAAGAGGAUUGGGUUUCUAAGGAGCGAUCCAGGCUGAAACUCAUUGAAAAGGAUGUGAGGCACGAUUUGAACAAGGCCAAGUAUAUGAAAGAGGCCAAAGAAAAGCGCAUCAGAAAGAAAAUGUGCAUUAUGGAACAAAAACAGGCUAUUCAGUUGAGGAUAAUGGAAGAGGAAUUGAAAAACCUCCAGGAGUUUGAGAGGUUGAGAGAGGCCUCUAUCAAACCAAAUAAGCUGCUGGAAGAAAUAUUUGAAAAACCAGCAUCUGCUCAGCCUGCUCUCAAACCUGCUCACUCCAAAACUGUAAAGAAAACAGUUUCUCUGUCAGUAAAAUCUAAGGAAAAGCCAGCCAUGCUACAGAGGAGACCAAGCCUUGCACCACGCCAGAGGAGACCAUGCCUGGAUGGUCUGGCACCGCUGAAGGGUUUCCAAGAACCUGUUUUUAGGAUCUUCAAAGCCAUCAAGGGACAAAGCAUCCCAGACAGAGCUCAGCUGAAAUCUGUCAUCCUCGACCACUUAGGCUCCAAGCUUGUCAGGAAGCAGCUGGCGGAGUCAAUCAGGGAUGAGGUCAAACUGACGAUUCCAGGGUCUACACCAGCGGCACAAAGGGCUCUGAGUGCCAGAAUCGCUUACGAUGUGUUGAAGUGCGUCUCUCGAGCGGCCAAUCCUAGCAAUGAACCUGCCUGCAGACUCCGUGGGGGCAACACAAUCAAACCCAAUGCUCAAGCAGAUGAUCCAGAACCAGAGGAGCGGAUGGCCAACGGAGAAGACAUAAACACCUAUGUGACAACGUUGAUCACUGACGUUCUGGAGGAAGUCCAGGAGCAGGUUAUCGUAAUGAUCCGAGAAGACUCUCCUACCCAAUUCAGAGUUGUCUCUGCAAAGGCCAGCCAAACAGCCAUUGAUGUGGUAAGCAAUGUUUUGGAAGACAUUAGACACUUAUUAAAUGAGGAAAACAUUGAAGAGCUUGCACUAGACUGUGAUGCUGAAGAAGGCACCUCAGGUAUAACAAACAUUCAGCCACCUGCAUUGACUGCAUUAAAAAAGGCAGACCCCGAGAACCGCCGAGAUUCCUGUUCAAAACUAGAAGGUGUCGCCUGUGACCUUAUUAACACUGCAUAUGACAGCAUCCUAUUCGAGCUGGCUUUUCCUGAGCUUCAGGGUGAAAGAGAUGAAAAAUCUCCUUCCCUGACUCUGGAAAUACUUCCCUCGGAGCCAGUGAUCUCAUCUUUAUCCAACUCUCCCAGUUAUGGAAUGGUGUUUUCAUCUGACACUUCAGAGGUUGCAGAAAACAACAGUAAGACAAGCAGCUCAGAGGCCUCCGCAGCUGCAUCAACCUCGUCCCAGGAGACGGAUACCACAACCACUGUAGAAUGCAAAGAAGAAAGAGUAGAGAAUGGUAACACCAGUGAAACAGACAACGUCCUUUCUGUCCCCUCAGUCAAUACUGAAGAAGUUGUUUCAAAGCCUAUUCUCUUGCACAAGGUGAAGAAAGAAAAUGCAGCCACCAGAAGCGCUUCUCUUCCCAACCUGUAUGGACUUGUUGUGGAUGCAGUUAUGGACCACUUCAGCACAGAACCCUUCAAAGACAAUCUGGCCCAAUCAGUGAAGAAUGAGGUGAGACGCACCCUUUCUAUGCCUGAAUGUGGAUUGUUGAACCUUCAAAUUGAUAAUUACUUUGAGAGGAAAAUGCUAGAGGAUAUGCUGAAGGACGUAUCCCGACAGUGCGGAGGAACAAGCUCUAGCACCGUGGCUGAAGAGGCUACAGAUGAAGAAGAGAUCUACAGACUAGAAUCUGCUGCAGCACAACUGAUACAGAAAGUUUUCCAGGAGGUCAAGACAAAUUUUGUUGUCAAGAUCAAGAAGGGUUCUCCCAAGAGAUGUCUAUCCCCAGAAGUAAGCCAAACAGCCAUCAAUGCUGUGAGCAGUCUUCUGGGUGACAUGGAGACAACUGUGAUGGCCAGUGUUCGAUGUUCUUGUACUACUUCCAGAGCAGAUAUGGAAGGAAUGCUCUCUGAGGCAACAGGCGAGCACCCAGCGAAAUCAAUGGCCUCUGCAAAAGUUGAGUUGAUCGCUGAUGAUUUAGUGGAAGAUGCCAUCGAUAUGUGCAGUGAAAUGAUUUUAGACGACCAGCCACUAGCCCUACUACAUGACGAUCCUGAAGAAGGUACAUCAAAUGUUGUUGUUCCUGGACCAAUUCAGAGCAGCCUGUCUGGAGUUGAUGAACGCCACACAAAAUCACAGGUCCUUGCAGUAAAGAUUGAAGACCAUGAGGUAAAGCCAAUUUUGAUCCAAGACACAGCGCUCAUAUCUCCAGGUGAGAAGAAUACGGAUGAAAAAAGAGUCAUUAGAGUAAGUUAUGUCUUUAACUCAUCCCCUAGAAGGAAAGCUCACCGGGCCACCAGAAGCACCUCUUUCCCUAACCUCUAUGUCACCCUCGUGGAUGGAGUUCUGGACCAAAUUAGCACAGAACCUUUCAAAGAAACCCUGGCCCAAUCUGUGAGGAAUGAGGUAAGACAUUCUGUCUCUUUGCCUCAAUUUGGAUCGGUGAACCUCAAAAGCGAGGACUGCUCAGAGAAAGAAAUUAUUGAGGAUAUGUUGAAAAGUGUAUCCAGAAAACGCAGUAAAGACCAGGCCUGUCAGCUGACCGGGAAAGCCAGUGAGACCAUGAAUGCCAACGUAGAUGCCAUUUCACUUACCCCCAAACUACAGUCUACUGCCAAAGACCAAAUCAUCAAAGUUCUGGAGCAGGUCAACACUAAAAUAAUCAAUAUGAUUAGACAAGAUUCUCCCAACAGGACGAUUUCCCCCAAGGCAAGCCAGACUGCCAUCAAUGCUGUCAGCAACAUUUUGGGUGCUAUGGGAACCUCUCUCAAGGCAAGCAACACACCAUUUGUUUCUAAUGUGGCUGGACUCCAGCCUGACCGAGAUGAUGUAGCAUCUUACUCAACUGAAGCUUUUGAGGGAUUUCCAGGGAUCUGGAUGUCAUCCCUGAAGAUAAAAUAUAUUGCCUCAGGCCUCAUGGACACUGUCUGUGAGGACCUACUGGAUGAGGAUGGUUUCCUCAGACGGAGCGCUGGUGCAAUAUCCUCACAGGAAGACCUUAAUCUUCAGAAGGUAAUUACUUCAAAACCAGCAUCCCCAGUCAAUUGCAUGCCCGUCAAAGGAUGCCUGUCAAUGUCCUACCUUGAUGCUUUGAAGAAUCCUGAAGACAUUGAAAAUGCUACUCACCUCAGUAGAAGCAUUGACUCUCUCUCUGUAAUUGGUGUGCCUACUUCAACCUCAAAGGAAGUUUCAUACGGCACAGAAUUGAAACUGACACAGUUGCAAAAGGAUGUCUCUGCAUCAUCCUCACUUUAUGCCAUGAGCAACUGUCGGAGCUCAUUGGAGUUUCCCUCCAGUCGAUCCGAUAUCCCUAUUGACAAAGAGGCCCAAAGGAUUUCCUCCACAUACGAAGAAGACAGUCUGUCCAAAUCCCUCCUGACCUCUUCCAAAUCAGUCUUCAAUGUCUCUGGCCUCGUCCCUACUCCUCCAGAGGGAAAGCCAAAGGUGAGGCUGCCACGGCGCCCAGUGCUUCACCUUAGGAAGGUUCCAGAGGAGCCCCCCAAAAAGAUGCACAUUUACACAGUUUGCAGGGAUGCUUUUCAUUUCCCAACUGAGACAAUGCGAUCGACCAGUCCAUCAUCAUUCGAGGGAGAAUUCUCAACUCCAGAGUCCCAGAGGCCAAGAGCGGUGGACAGCUCAGACAAGGAGUCUAUCUUUAAUAUAGACUCAUCCAAAAGACUCGUCGCAGAGAUAAUGCUGUCUGUUCGGGAGGACAUUGUUGAGGCAAAGCAGAGAGAGUUGGCCGCACAUCUGGCUGUGCUGUCGUCUGACAAUGAGAUGCUCAGCACUUUGGCUCAGAGUGGGACACCCCGCGCCGAUUCAUGAACUGCCUCCAACACCUCUCCUCACAGCGAGAGUGAUAACUGACUUGGACAUACAUGGUAGAAGCAUUUGCUUACAUUAUUUUGAAUCACAUUGAGCUAUUAAAGAAUGCAUUUAUUUUCUAAAAAAGACAAAAGCAUUUAUUUACAAUGUGUAGUUUUUCUUAAUGUAAGUGUUAAGUUAGGAAUAUUAAAUAGAAAAUUAGGAGAGAGUAAUUAUAUAUCUUUGACACGGGUGUGAUCUUUUUAGUGGUCCCUGAAGCGUACGCUCACACCCGUGUGAUUAGAACACUCAUUUAGAACGGCCAGUUUCGAAUGAGGCAACAAACAGCGUUUGAGCUGGCCACACUUUUUUUUCCCAGAAACUAUUUACACAAACACAGUCCUUAAAGUUAUGUCCAGAAUGUGAGCAGUUUAUUUUUGGAUUCAAUGUUAAGAUAUUCACAGAAGUAUAUAUAGCAUAACACAAUCAUCCUAACCGGAAAAAUGUAGGCUACAUUUGUCCUAGCGCUAACUGAGGAAAGAUUGACCCAACACAAGCAGUCAUAUUUUCUAACUCUCAGCUGACAUAAACUACAAUAUGAAUUAGCUAAUAGCAAUUACUAUGUAUAAUUAAUCACAUCACGGGUGAGUUUACCAUUGUUCGAAAUAAUUAGGUAAAGCACUUUUUAGAAAUCGUAAGACGAUUAGUUUCAUCGAGCAGCCAUGCAUUUUUUCCUCACAGAAACCGAAGAUAAUAAGACAAGAUGAGUUUGGUCUGUUUAUAGUAUGCAUGUUUAAGGGGUGUGUCAUCUACCGUCGUUCACAUCCCACCAUUUCGUUCCGGAAGUCCUCAAAAUGAGUGAACUCUUACUCACCUCAUUUUGUUAUAACAUCUUUGGUCAAACAGACGAUUACGUGAACCCAGAAUACAUUGAAUGUCAACAAACAUGGCUACACAGCUGGAAAUAGCUUAGCUCAUCAUAAUCAGUACAACCUUCAAAAAAAGCAUUUUACACACAUAAUAUAUGUGCAAGAGUCGGAAUGCAUGAUUUGUCACCUAGAUUUGAAAACAUGUGAAUAAAACCGUAAAUACACAAAUAAUUGCCACAAAACAUUUUCUGAUACAAGUGGCGCGUGCCGGCAUUCAACCACGUACUCUCUCACUCUAAACCAUUCAGUGUUGUUGUUUAUGUAUGUAGCUAGUGAGCUAAGCUGAAGCAUUAGCAAUGUCUUUCAAAAGGAGACAACAAACAAAUGAGAACAUUCUGGAGAUUUUUUACAAUUCUGACAAUGAGUCGGAGUAUGAAAGUCAGGAAUCAGAUUCUGACAAUGAGGAGCUGCCCCCCAAUCUUGUAGCCAUUGAGAACCCUGAAUCUGCAUUUCCACUGACGAAGUCCCAGGUGCCUUUAAAGAUGCUGGUGUGUGAUGGAGGUAUACCAACAGUGGAUGAAGUACAGGAGUUCUGUGGUAGCUGGAAGGCCACCAGUCAUUUCACCCCUCCUGGCCCUGCUGUUUGCUUUGACGAGUCCUUGUCUGGAGUGCAACACCCCUUGCCAUUUCCAACUGAGUCAGAGUGCUUCAAGUUGUUUCUGACAGAGGAGCUGGUGGGAGAUAGUAGAGACCAAUCGCUAUGCCUUGGAGCUACAGGAUAAGAGAGAGCCAGGAGUGGGGGACAACCACAAUUAGUGAAAUGUAUACAUUCCUGGUGACAGUAAAGACUGCUUUCUAGUUCUGCUGCUAUGACUGCAUUUCAUCAACGCUACUACCAUCCUAAAUGACCCAUUAUACAAAAUAAGAAAUGUUAACAGCUGGCAGUAAAGUGCCAUAACAAACGAGACGUCCAUGUCCUCUCCACUGUCCAUACAGCAACCAUGUCGGCCACAGGGAAGGUGGACCACCUGACGGGAGAGAGAAACAAACCAGACAGAGAAACAUUAAACCAGACUGCGUGCUUGACUAUUGCCUCAAAAUGGAAGCAGUGGAUAAGGCCGACAUAAUAAACAGCUUUGUGGAACGCACUCAGAAAACGACCAAGUGGUAUAAGAUAUUUUUCCAGGGUAGGUUCAAAAUAAAACAUGCCAAUACUUCUGACAUAUUUACCAUUGUUUUACAGAGCUAAUAUAAUCAUGUAACUAGCUACAUAAGCACGAUUGAAUAUAACACCAUAAAAGGUGAGUAACAUGAGUAACGUUACCUAGCGUGUCCGCAGUUAUAAGGAAUAUACACAAAUAUAUUAUGCUC